UAAUGUUACAUUAUCUAUCGCAAUCAAUUUUGCUGACUUUCAUUACAUCAUAAACACAGAAAGUACGGUUACACGAAGGCGCUAGGCGCAGUGUCAUGAUGUCAGGGAUAGUUGAACACGCGACACACACGAUUCUGUUUUACAGCCGCAGUGAAUUCACAAACAAUCUGGCGAACUCCAAAUCCGAGAAGUAGACGAACACAUAACCCUUUAAAACUGUCAUCUGUACAUUUAAUACUUUUGAUAACUAAAUCAACAAACAGUCAAGAAUAAUUGAAAGGCAUAAAUAUUAUACCUGAAUUAACGUGUGACAAGUUCCCAAACUUGCAGUCAAUGGACUACGAGAAACAAAAAGAUGAAGUCACUGCUUUGGAAAGUAUCUAUAAUAAGGAGGAGUUUUCAUAUAAUGAAAAGAAUAACCAAUUCGAUUGUACUUUCAACAUAUUCGUGAAUCUUCCUACAACGUAUUAUCUGACAUACAAAGAUCUAAGACAUGAAGCCGACUCUACUCAGAAGGUGCAAAUAUCAUAUUUACCACCCUUAACAUUACAUGUUAUAUUACCAGAGGAUUAUCCAUCUAUAUCAGCUCCAGUAUUUACAUUAUGUUCCUCUUGGUUGCGCCUGUCAGCAUUAGCUAAGUUAUGUAAAAAACUAGAUUUGUUGUGGGAAAAUAGCAAACAGGAGAUCUUGUUCACAUGGGUGGAGUUUCUUCAGAAUGAAACACUCAAAUUCUUAAAAAUAAAAGAAUAUUUAGAUAUGGACUACAUAUAUACAUCUUAUAAGAAAACAUUGGAAAAAAUACAAAUUUUGCAAGCAAAUAAGGAAACUGGCGAAUGUCACAAACAGCACAAUAGUGAAGUCAGUAAGGAGAGUACCGCAACAAAGAAAAAUAACUCCAUCGAUAAAAGAGCUAUUUUAGAAUGCCCUAUUGGUAGAAAUCCCAUUCAAGUUCUGGUUAACUACAAUGAGCAACGGAAACAAAUAGAAUUCAAAAAGAAUUUUUACACUUGUAAUAUUUGUUUUACUGAUAAAUCAGGGGAACAUUGUACUCAAUUUUUGCCUUGUGCUCACACUUUUUGCAAAGAUUGCAUCAGAGGUUACUUUGAAGUAAGAAUCAAAGAAGGAAAUGUACAGAAUAUUUGUUGUCCUGAGGAAAAAUGCAAAUUCGAGGCUACACCUGGCCAGAUAAAAGAUCUGGUGAGUUCAGAAUUAUUUUCAAAAUAUGAUUCAAUAUUGUUAAGUGCUACAUUAGACACUAUGACGGAUAUAGUUUAUUGCCCACGACGACACUGUCAAUAUCCAGUUACUCGCGAUCUUAACGAUCAAAUGGCGAAAUGUCCCGUUUGCCAAUAUGCAUUCUGUGUUCGUUGCAAGAUGGUUUAUCAUGGAGUAGAACCCUGUAAAAUCAGUUCUGCUGAGAAACAACGAUUAGUCAAUGAAUACCAAUCAGCUAGUAAUGAAAAGAAAGCUGAAAUGGAGCAACGUUAUGGUAAAAAACAGCUCCAGACUUUGAUAGAAAACACUAUGUCUGAAAAUUGGAUCAACGACAACAGCCAUAAUUGUCCUCACUGCAAGAGCGCUAUUGAGAAAUCGGAUGGCUGUAACAAGAUGACAUGUUCACAUUGUGGCACAUAUUUCUGUUGGCUGUGCGGCAUGCGGCUCAAUCCUGAGGCACCUUACUUACACUUUCGUAAUCCAGAAUCCAAAUGUUUCGAUAUGUUGUAUCGCGAUGUGAUACCCGACGAGCCAGACGAUGACGAUGAUUUCGAUCACGCCGAGUAUCUAGAGUAUUAUUACUAUACGGAUGACGGAGACUUUUAUGAUGAAGAUUUUUAUGAUGAAGGUUGGAAUUAGAUAUCUGAAUUAAUGUUAAUUUAUCCAUGAAUUAAUGUUAAUUUACGGUUUGUCAAAUUUGUGAAAUAUAUUUCAAGAAAUCGGCACUUGUUGAAUAUAGUCAUUUUUAAACAGUUGCUGUUCACUAUAGAUAAGUAAUUGUAGCUGCGUUUCAAAACGAGUUAUUCGAGAAGUGAAAGAUCAUUGUAAUUAAUGUAUUAUAAUCGAUGUUGAUUUGUGACAAGUUGAAAAUGUAAUUUCAAAU
Messenger RNA from Harpegnathos saltator (Jerdon's jumping ant), 2098 nucleotides. RefSeq names its product E3 ubiquitin-protein ligase RNF14. Gene Ontology annotation, molecular function: ubiquitin-protein transferase activity; protein binding; zinc ion binding. Lineage: Eukaryota; Metazoa; Arthropoda; Insecta; Hymenoptera; Formicidae. Bases 334 to 1854 code for a protein of 506 amino acids. Gene Ontology annotation, biological process: protein ubiquitination. The record is from RefSeq and is a predicted model, not a curated record. The transcript is spliced from 6 exons.